Molecule: messenger RNA, 1475 nt
Organism: Anthonomus grandis grandis
Lineage: Eukaryota; Metazoa; Arthropoda; Insecta; Coleoptera; Curculionidae
Product: aminomethyltransferase, mitochondrial
Exons: 6
Coding region: 209-1417 (402 amino acids)
Biological process (GO): glycine catabolic process
Cellular component (GO): mitochondrion
Molecular function (GO): protein binding; aminomethyltransferase activity
Source: RefSeq, a predicted model, not a curated record
UACAUCGGUUUAGUUUAAAAUAUUCGUUUAUUUCAAUUCUGAUAGAUAUCAGAAUUUAACUAGAUACUUCGUGUGUAAUAUUAUUUUAAUCUUUUCAAACUAUUUUUGUACAUUUUUUGAACAUAGUGAUAUAGUGAAAAUGCUCUAAUGAAGUUCGUUACAUAAAUUUUGAAUAGGAAAAUAUUUCUAAGUCACAUAAACUACCAAUAUGAAUAACGUGAAUAAAAUAUUAAUUAGAAAUAUUGCAAAAAGAUUUUACUCCUCUCAAAAAGGUGAGGUGACAGCCCUUUAUGAUUUUCACGUUCGGAAUGGCGGUAAAAUUGUAAAUUUUGGUGGUUUCUUAUUACCAGUUCAAUACAGUGAUCAAAGCAUUAUCAGUUCUCAUAUUUUUACGAGAAAAAAUGCUUGCGUUUUUGAUGUAUCCCAUAUGUUGCAAACUGAAUUAAAAGGCAAGAAUUGUGUGGACUUUUUUGAAUCGCUCUGUACCGCUGAUAUAAAGGGACUUAAAGACAAUAGUUCUAGCUUAACUAUUUUUACUGACAAUAAUGGAAGAAUCUUAGAUGAUUUAAUCGUUACGAAAAUAAAUAAUCAACAUCUCCAUAUUGUCUCUAAUGCUGCCAUGAGGGAACAAGACCAAAAAAUUAUAGUUUGUGGCUUGGAGAGAUACAAGAAACUUACUAAUCCCAAUGCAGAAAUAUAUAUACAGUUUUUCAAUCCACUUGAGAAAGCGCUUAUAGCACUUCAAGGACCCAAGGCCUCUACUGCACUUCAAAAAUUGACAAAUAUUGAUCUAACAAAAUUGUAUUUUAUGAACACGGCCUUAAGCAGCAUUUUAAACGUCAAUGACUGUAGAAUUACUAGGUGUGGUUAUACUGGUGAAGAUGGGUUUGAAUUAUCCGUAGCCGCAAAUAAGGUUGAAUCGAUUGUUAUGGCUUUAUUGGAAAAUUCAGAUGUUAGGAUGGCGGGACUAGGUGCUAGAGAUUCUUUACGGUUGGAAGCUGGUCUUUGCCUUUACGGUAGUGACAUUUCAGCUGAUAAUACUCCAGUGGAGAGCGCAUUAACCUGGCUUGUGGCUAAAAGAAGAAGAGACUUAAGGAACUUUCCUGGGGCUGAAGUGAUACUCGAGCAAAUCAAAACAGGUACUAGAAUCAAAAGAAUUGGCUUAACAACAACAUCAGGACCACCUCCACGUCAUGGAGCAAAGAUCCUUUCGGAAGAUGGUGAAGUUAUGGGGUUCGUAACAUCAGGCUGUCCUUCACCAACUCUAGGUUUAAAUAUAGCUAUGGGUUAUGUGCUUUCACAGUUCAGUAAGACUGGGACUAAAAUAGGAUUGAAGAUCAGAGAUAAGACAUAUCAAGGAACUGUUAGUAAAAUGCCAUUUGUAACUCCAAAUUAUUACAAUAAACCCAAAGUGUAAAAUAAAUGUUUUUACUUAAUGUAAACAUCUUUCUUAAAUAAUAUAUAUAUUUUUUCAA